UCUCCUCCUCCUCUUUCUCACACUUCCCCCUCUCUAUCUCUCCAUCCCCUAACCCUUUCCAACUCAAUCUCCUGUUCUGCCUCCCUGUCCACCCCCCUUGCUUUUAUACCUCUUCUCCUUACAUACACAUUCACAAGACUGCAGCAGUGGGAGACAGAGAGCCUCCGUGAAUCUGUGCGUGAGUGUGAGUGUGUGUGUGUGCGUGCGUGUGUGUGGCGUGUGCCGAGAGCGUGUGGAUGUGUGAGACACCCUCAGUGAUGUGAGAACCUGAGAGAGAUACGGAGAGAGAGAUAGAGAGAGAGAUAUCCUGGACUUUUCUGGAAUCUGGACUCUUUUCCCAAGCUUCUUCAAGCAGAUCCUCACUCUGACACUUUCAUCUGCUGUGGAUGUGCAACAGCAUCCGUGUCUUUGCACUCACGCGCAUGCACACUUUCUGUGGUGUGUGCGUGUUUGUGUGUGUAAGACACAGUUCCGGCGUCACCUCGAGCAACACUGCGAGUGUCUCGGCUCCUCGAGCCUCCCCAGAGUGAUGCGCUAAGUGAACGGAGAUGUCCCAGCGCAUCGGGAGGCUGCAGCUCUCGCUCUGCUCUCAUGCUCCUCUCAGGUUUAACCCAAGAAAGAAGUGGUUGGAUUCAGCAAUAUCCUGAAGCACCAAGGGGUUACUGGGGCCAACUCUGAGUGAUGGCAGCUUUACUGGAACAUUUACCAAUACAGAUUGGCUGUGUGUGUGUGAGUGAGCAGGUCUGUGUGUAUGUGUGUGUAUGAGAGUGUGUGUAUGUGAGUAAGAGAGAAAAAUUUCCUUCUUGUCACCGCCUGAGCAUGUGAUGAUAUCUUUUUCUCUGUUAGAGAAUGAUAUAGUUCUUCUGUAUGUGACAGUGGCUUACAUUGUUUCCUCAGAAAAGAACUUUCUGGCUUGCUUGCUAGUGUAAAAAAAUUCCCAUAUUACUUUUCAACCUUUUGUCCAGGAAGACAUGAAACUCACCUCUAUUUCUCCUUCUCCUUAACCAUUUCAUUUCUCUCUCUCUCUCUCUCUCUCUCUCUGGUGGUUUCCUGCUCAUUCUCUUGCCCUCCAAAAGGUUGUAUGUUGAGGCUUUUUUUUCCUGUCACACCUUUCAAAUGUCCAUUCCUGGCAAGAUAACAAGGUUAUAUCACUGUCAAAACUCACCCAAGAAUGCAGGGUUUUUUUUUUUUUGGUUCAUUUGUCCAUGAAGACCAGAUAUUUUAAUUGCAGUUAGAUGAAUUAAACACAAAAAUCAGUACUGAUCAAGUAAUUCGCUAUUAUAUAGAUAGCUACAGCCUUGUUCACUCUCACAUUAUUUGCUUUCUUCCUCGUUUAUUCCAUUAGUCUCUCUGCUAGAUAUUCAUCUACGUCUAUUCAGCAGGAAUUACUGGGAUUCCACCCUUGUCGUCUAUUUCCAUUCAUCUGCUUUUUUAGCAGGAUUAGCUCCUGCUUCUGAUUCACAUCCUUCCCCACUGAGCAGUUGUAAUAACAGCCAUUUGAUCCUACUGUGCUCCUCCUCACUUUGAAACCGCGGUGUCUGCCAAUAAGGCGGCUAAUCCGGUGUCAUGAAGAGCGUCUUCAUGUUGGCAGCAAGAAGAAAAAACAAGGUCAGCUGAUUCCUAUACAGCAGGAAUAGUCUGAGAAUACUCAUUCAUCUCCUAGGCAUAGGUAUCCGCACAAAACCAGCUUUAUAGUGAGCUUAUAAACCCAGCUCUGCUGAAGAAGCAGCUAGGUUUGAUCAGCUAUCAGCUGCCAAAAUACAGGCAGAACUGGUAAGCCAUUUUAACCAGUUUUUAAUCUUCCUUAUUGCUUGAAUAAAUUGAUUAACAAAUGUUUGACAUUUUCCAGUUUCCUUACUAUUUUACAUUGAUAAAAAUAGCUUGUACUACAAACUGCAUCCCAAAUGAUGUACUACACACUAUGCACUAUGCACAUACAUGUCUAGUGUAUGAAUUUUAGAAGGGUAAUAUAAUCUCCCUUGGAACAUUAAAGUUUUUUCCUAACAGGAAGUUUAAUCCAUUUCCCAUUUGAUGGCAAAUGUCGUCAAACAUACAUGUCUAGUGUAUGAAUUUUAGAAGGGUAAUAUAAUCUCACUUGGAACAUUAAAGUUUUUUCCUAACCGGAAGUUUAAUCCAUUUCCCAUUUGAUGGCAAAUGUCGUCAAACACCAGUAAUUUAGAAGACAUUUCUAUCCAGCGCCAGCCCCUGGUAGCCCAGCCCCUCUUCUGCAACGUAAUCAAAGCUGCAGCUGUUGAGUGUAUGAAGUGUCCAUCAUUCCAAACUUUUGUUUUUGGUUGAAUAAGCACACGAUUCAGAUAAGCUUCAUUUAUGUCAGCCUAGCAGUGCCGAAGUGUGGUGGUACUCAUUAGUACACAAUACUUGCAUUUCUACGUUUUGCUAUUUUGAAUACUUUUUCAUAUAACACUAAUACUAAUAAGAUUAUGUCUGAAAUGGAAGUUUAUAGCGUAUAAGAGGUGUGAUUGUGUUAUUCAUAUUUAAGUGAAUAUAUAUGCGGAUCAAAAAUAUUUCAAGUGAAAAAAUCUUUAUAUUUAUAGUGAACAUAUCUUCACGUGUGUGUGAGUGAAAAACUAGAGACAGCUACAAAUUCAGUGUGUCACAAGGCCUUGCAUUUUAUCCGCCUCUAAGGCAGCUGGUGUGGAAUGAAUCGUUUAAAAUGGAAGAGUAACUGCUGCAUGUGGCACUCAUCAGAAAUGUUUGAAUUGGCCUGAAUGGAGCCAGAGGAUGACAUAAUGUCAGCUUGGAAUGAGAGUGACCCUGAAUUCACCGGAUGCGUCACAUAAGGGCGGGUUUAUACUUGCCUUUAAUUAGGCAUAUGCAAAAUGGUAGCAACAUGUAUCCGGCAUUUUUUUUUUCUGUGCAUUUUGUGCAGUACUAGUAUAAAUAAAAGUGGAGGCAGUAAAAUGAGACAAUGUGACACCAGAUUAAACAAACAAGAGCUGUGCUUCAAACUGCACACUUCAGCACUAUUACAGACUUUAUAGAUCUUCUAUAUUAGUAAAUAAGUGUGAAUGUAUGGUCAUGGUUCUUGUUUUGAGAAGCAGUUUAGGACAAUUAUCACAAAAAUGGCAUAAAGUUUUAAAGAGAAACUAUUAUAGUUCUUGCACUGUUUAACAUUUAUGCGUACUGCUGCUGCUGCUGCAAAAAAGUGUUGUGAUAAAAUCGAUAAAGAUGUUACACGCUUCUAAGGGUUGCAGCUGCUUGGUAAGAGUGGCGUGUCAUUUCUAUCGGUCCAAUCCACAUUUCACGUGUGCUACUGGCAUGUGCUGGUUAUCAGGAAAACUAAUGCCCAAAGGCACAACCUUGUCAGUGAAACAUGACAAACAGGGAUAUCUACAGCUGAAGCUGGUCCAGCACUAAUUAUAAAACAUUAUGAAAACAUGGCAUGAGACUAUGAGACUGUUCAUCUUGUUCUUUUACUAGAUAUUUAAGAUUAUUACUAACAUGCAAAAACUACAUCAUGGCAUUUUUUUAGAUUGCUAUUUUAAAUAAAGCAUAUAGGAAAGUCGAUUGUGUGAUUGUAAUGAAUUUCUACUGAGCUAAGUGAAAAAGAAAUAGAGAUGAAGCCUAACUGGGAUACAGCAUGUUUUAGUUUGACACACCUCUAAAAUCUGUCUUAUAAUUGAUGUGUCACAUGAGAUGUGUGGGCCCUCAGGGUCAAAAUGAUGUUACAACAAAAGACACAAUCCUGCAUUAGGCUUUGUAUGGUUGUCCAUCACCGCUUUGUGCAUAGGAACAUUUGUGUAUCUACAUAGUAGUGGUACAUGGAAAGCACAACAAAAAUGGAGGGAUUUAGAGAGACUGCUAGCAAAAAAAUAAAACCUGAAAAACCACUCAUCCAUGAGGAACUAUAUAGACAAUCCCAUAACUUUUAGACAAAAUUUUUUAAUGUAAUUACCAAAAUCCAGUCAAAUGCUCUGGAGUUCACACCAAGCUAACUUUUCAGCUAACUUCACUUUUCACUUAAUGGCAGUGCCCUUGGGACUUUAGAUUGGUCGACCAUGUGGAAUAAGCUUAACGCUACACUAGCUUCAGAAAUCAUUACACUUUUGGCUAGGCUAAGGUUUAGGGCUACUGCAUCAUCAACACAGAGUCCAGUGGAGGGGGAGAGAUCAGCUCGAGCCACUCACACACCACCUGCAACCUGGGAUUAUGAAGAGAACGAUAAAUGAGGAAGAGGAUUAGAUACAUUAUGUCUAAUGGGAAGGGGGGGGGUGGAGAGAAAAGCACCAUGAAAUAGAACUCUGUCAAAAUGAUUUUGCUUUGUAGAAGGAUUUUUUUUAAAUAAAACAUUUAAGGGACUUUGUGCACAGAGAUUGUAAAGGGAAAUGAUCAUCAAUGCCAGUAAAUGAAAUGUGGCAACAGCCUCCUUUUAAACAGAUUCCAUUCUUUUGUACUACAAGUAUACAGAUGUACAGAUUAAAGCAGACUGAGGAAUAGCAUUUCACUUAACACACAGUAAUAUGAUAAAAUUAAGAAUUGUAAAGAUAAUUGCAAAAACUCCUCCAAACAAUGACUAUUGUUAUUAGCAAAAGCUUUUUUUUUUUUUUUUUUUUAGCAAUAAAGCACAUGCCAAUAAAUCAGUUAAAUCAGUACAAAAUCUGAAGUCAUCUAAGUGUGCCUUCUAAAUUUGCUAGCUGUAAAGGGCCAUUCUGCUGUAAAAUGUAAGGGUGGGGUUAACCUAGUCUAAAAUGAAUGGGUGGGGCUAUUCUACUGUAAAGAGAAUGGGUGGAGCUAUCUGAUUGUAAAAUGAAAGGGCCAGGGCUAUCCUGAUGUAAAGGGAAUGGGUUGGUCUAUUCUCUGGUAAAGUAAACGUUUGUGGCUAUCUAUCACCUGUGAAAGGGUGGAUGCAAAACUGGACUAAAGUCAGUGGGUGGGGAUAUCCUGUUAUAAAAUGAAUAGGUAAGACUAACCUGCAGUUAAGUGAAUAGGUGGGGCUAUCCUGCUGUAAACAAAAUAAUGGGACCCUUUUAAUGCCAUAUGCAUGUCAAAAUGUGUGUCUAGAAAUAACCUUUACUUUUUAAAUACAGCUUCAUAUGUAACAAAAUACGAAAAAAAAAAAAUCCAUCCUGCUGAUUUUUCUGUGUUCUAGCAAAUACUCUCAAGUUUAGAUUAGAUGGCUCCUUUAAUCUUUGCUCAUGUUGCCCUUGCAUGUAAAAUGUAUGUACUGUGCUGUCAUAUAAUUAUUAUUUUUUUAUUAUUUAUAAUUAAAUGAUCUGUGAUCCAUGUUCAUAAGAACUAAUAGCAAGCCAGAACAAUAAGUGAUAAACAGUCCACCAGGUGUUGCUCAAAUGAAAAUACAGAUAAAUUAUGCAUAAUGAGUACAUAAUGUCUUAUAUAAAGAUGACAGUACAGAAAAGAAUAACAUAAGUAAGAUUAAUUUUUCUUUAAUCUUAAUUCAAAAAUAGCGCCACCUCACAGGUGUGCCACAAGCAUGAUGUUAAUUGAAUUAUCAAAUCAAUGAAUCAAUCAGACAUUGCCAUCUGUUUACAACAGAUAACAGAUGGCAUUACCAAAUGAGAGAUAGGUGAGGCUGCAGAGGCUGAUAGGAGCCUUGGGCAGAUCUUGAGCAAAAGUUAGCGUCUAUGUGCAAUUCUGUUACAGUUCAUACAUCUAACUUCCAUCACUAAAUGUAUGCUGUAUGAUCAUAUUAUUAGAUUUGGUCAGUAUCAUUUGCCAUAUCACAUUUUGCAACGUAUUUUGUGAGCAGUACAUUAAAUCUCUCCUUUCAUAUUUUCACUGGUUAUCUGUUUCACAGAGCUGUCUGCUUACUAUUUGAAAGGCUGAAUAGAAUUGAUGGUAUCAAGAGGACAGCUUCAUGAUAUAGUGAGGAUAAGUGUAUUACUGUCUACUCAGAUGAGCUUACACAGUGAAAAUCAGACACCUAAAGACCCCGAGGCUGCUGGGCAGCUAAAACCAUGGACAUUAAUAGUCUAAGUAAUUAGGUUGUCCAGAGAUGGUCUAAACUGAUAUUAAUUGAUGAAUUAAGAGUGGAAUGUCAAAAAAUCUGAGAAGUCACCUAGCAAUAGCAAACGUUGUACUGUGAAUCAGUCAGAGAAAUGAGACUGACAUGAGUUUGCCAUAAACCUAUUUCUCCAUUCACUGACAUAGAUAACAUUGUUCACAGCAUAUCAAAUCAUAUCAUUUGGAUGGUGAAUUAGAUCUUCAACAAUGAGUAGGUAAGUUCUAUCCUGAUGUUUCUUUCAUUUGUUUUAUUUCAAGUUCAUGCAUAGUCAAUUGUGUGAUAUUGCAUAUAUUGCAUGCAUAACUUAACAUAACAGAAUAGUACACUGAAGGAUGCUUUAUUGAUAUUGGGCCUUUUUUUUAUCAUAAAUGCUAGUGCACUCGGGAAAUCUGUGGCUAUGUUUUGUUUUAAUAAGAAAUACAUAAGUGGCAUCACUGAGCCAGUACAGGAAUCAUACCCUAAAAACAUGCCGUUCUUGUAGUGCGACGAUUCACUCUGAAGCCUUUUCAAGGUGCUUCAUAGUAAUGCAAGGAAACCAUGUUUUUAUAAUUGAAAGGGAAAUAUGUGGCUCCUCACCAAGGAAGUACCAGAAAUUUAAGUGAAAUAUACCUCCUCAAACUGGAAGCCAGAAAUUGUAUUUUUUAAUUUAUCAUACAGGAAGCAUAAAAAAAUAGCGACUGUAUGUACAGUGUAGGUCCUGUAAAUCUAUUUAAUUAACCUGUCUCAACUUAAUAGUCUUUCUAAUGAAUCAAUUUAGUUAAAUAAACAGUCUCAGUAAUUAUGUAUCUUACAUUUUAUUGAUUGAUAUGAUUUAAUUCUUAAUCUUUAACUAAUAAAAUAAAUAAAUUAAAAUAGUUUAACUUCCAGCAAUAUUCGAGUAUUUAGACAAGUCAACAGGAUUCAGUCUAGCUGAAACCUCUGGCACAUUUAAGACUUUCUGAAAUUUGGCCUGCCUUGACGUAUUCUGUCUUCUUAAGGUGUUAUCGAUCUGUCUCAAACUGCUUACGGAUUUUGUAAGGAAAAGUGUGUUCAGUUGACACAUAACGUGAUUUUCAACAAAAAUUGCUCUGCUUACAAUUAAAACAGGCUAAAAAAUAGUGAGAGUCAAAAUAAAAUGCAAAGUGGAGUUUAGUAUUGUUAUAUUUGCAUAGUUGCACACAAAGAUUUAGUGAAAACGUGCAAAAUAUUUUUUAUUGUGAUUCAAAAUUUACUUGAUCAGAAAAGCAUAGAUUUGUCCAUUGCAUAAUUAAUCAGAAUGAUCUUUGGCUGCAGCUUUUGGUAAAAUGGCUUUUAGAUGCACUUGCAGCUGCAAGUGUUCUGGGAUUAUGCCUAUAUCAGCUUUGCACAUCAGUGUGCUGAUAUUUUUGUCCAUUCAUCCUGGUAAAAUUGUGUAAGCUGUGUCAUACUGGAUGGAGAUCUUUGGUGAACAGCAAUUUUCAAAUUUUGGGUUCUUGGUUUUUAACCACUUCAGUGUUGAAUUAUGCUUAGGGUCUCUGUCCUGUGGGAAAUAGUCUUUGACCAGUUUCAUAUAAUGAAACGCAUCCCCACACCAUGAGGCUACCACCACUAUGCUUCAGGGAAUGGUCUGCUCAAAGUGAUGAACAAUGUUGCAUUUCUGCCAACUCCAAACAGAAAUUUAUAUGAGUCAAAAGCUGUUCAAAGGACAUAGUCUGAACAUUCCACAAAACUGGACUGUAUGCUGGAGUGGUGACCAAAAUCCCAUUUGAUGUUUGCCAAAAGGCGUGUUGGAGAUUAAGCAUCUGGUGCUAAUCUGAUUACUGUGCUCUACAUAUCUAUUUAUAUUAGCAACCAAACAUGUCUACACCAUAAUAUGAGGUGGUUGAUUUAGAUCUUGAGCAAUUACUUCCCUUUUCCAUACUCUUCUCUUUCCUUCAUUCUGGCAAGUUGAUAUUUGACUCAUCUGUUCACCGGAUGUUGUUCCAGAACUGCUAACGCUUUUUUCUUAGAGGUUUGGCAAACUCUGGCCUUUCCUGUUUUUGAUAAACCCUCUGUAUAUCAUGCUGGUAAAGUGUUCGCUUGAUUGUUGCUUUUGACACAGAUACACCUACCCCCUUGACACAGAUACACCUACCCCCUGGAGGGUGUCCUUGACAUAGCCAACUGUUAUGAAAGAGUGUUUCUUCACCACGGGAAGAAUUAUCAUGCCAUCCACCACAAUUGUUUUAUAUAGUUUUCAGGGACUUUUCUGGGUGUUUCUCAGCUCAUCCAUGUGUUCUUUCUUUUAAAGAGUGCACUAAACAGUUGAUUUCACCACAGAUAACAUGACAUACUAUAUAUACAUGAAAUGUAAUUGCAGGUAAGCCCAUUUCAAUUCCAGGAUCUAGCACGACAAAAUAUGGAAAAGAUCAAGUGGAUGAAUACCAAUUCAAGGCACGAUACAUCUCUAAGUUCUCUAAGGGACCAUUACAGUGCUAAAAUUUACAUCUAUUCUAAAUCUUUCAUGGGUAGCAUGGCAAACAAACAACAGGCAGGCUGAGGUUCACGACUAUGUAUCAACUGCCAUGUCUUCAUCCCUCUUUUCUAUAGUCUAUUACUCACCAGGUUAUGUGAUUUUUUAAGCAGUCACUUUAUAUUCUCCUAAUAACAGCGCUGUCACAAACUACAAAACUGACACAUUUUGCCUGUGACAAUUUGUCCAGUAAACAAAGUCUAUUUUUGCAGCAACCCUCCCUAACUGCCUGGCUGUGCAAGUGAGUUUCCAACCAAUUGUUAAUUUUUGAAGCAAAGGCCAGGUGUUAUGUUCUCUCCCUCAAUAAAUUAAGUCAAUCAGAAAUUCUGAGACAUGAUUAUUUUAAUGGUAGAUGUUUUACUUGUGAUACAGUUACAAAUGUGGCAGUUUAAUUAGAAACAUAUGAAAUACUGUACUAUUCAGGAAGAUUUUAAACCUCAUCAAGCAUAGACCCUCAUCUCUAAUGCUACCAGAUUGUCUUAAUCUUAAUUAAUGUUUUCUGUUUCUGUAUUUGUUUAAAAAAAAUAAUGGGAAUAAAUAUUCUAAUACCACAAAAGCCCUAUCAGCAUGCAUGUAUCUACUUCAUUCAGCGCUUUUCUACACACCAAGCAUAGCUAUAGAGAUGAAUCUAAAUUCAGCAAGCUCAAUGUCAGUUGUGACUUCCACCUCUAAAUAAAACAGGGAGAAAAAUGAGCUUUGACUGCCAGGAUGUCAUGAGUUAAGCAAUAAAUAAAACUAGGCCAUCUGUGCUGAAGCUGCAAUCACUGUCAUUUUAUGCACUGUAUUUCCCCAUCUCCUUCUAUCUCUCUCCCUCUCACUUAGGAGUGAUGGUUAGUAAGGAGGCAGGCCCCUGCGUCCUGUCAAAUUCAGAGUCGGACUCAGAGGCCGGAGGUCCAACCCUUGGAAGUGAGAGAAGUAAAAGUGGGGACGUAGUGCACAAAAGGAACAAAGCCCUGCAGGUCCGCUUCAAGGACAUCUGUGAGGCCCAGAAUGAGGCAGCACGUCUAGCCCGGGGUGCCAGGGCGCGCUCUGUUUCAUGCAAGGUCGUACAUACAAGGUACAUGACCAUGCCGGCACGCCGCUCCAUACCUAAUGUGACUAAGAGCACAGCAGUGCAAACCUCACCUGAAUUAAAGAAGCAUUAUCAGACCUUCCCCUUUGAACGCAAAAAGGGGCACACUAUCAAACACACAGCACUGGUGGAGAACUAUGAGAACCAAAACAAUGGGUUCUUAAGUGAAGUGCAAGCUACUGUAGAGGAAAGGCCACGUGGGGCAAGGGUUCAAAAGACUCGAGUGCUUCUGCACAGUAUGCCACCAUGUGCUGAUGUGCAGGAUUUGUGCCCAGAUAGCAGCCUUGAUUCUUCAGGUCAAGGCCGGGAGAUAGAUUCAAACCUGCACCAACCAGACUCAAAGGAAGAAGAGUGUGCCCCAGGAAGUAGCUCCAAGCACAAAGGAUUAACCAAUCAGGGUGAAGUGGGAGCAGAACAAGAGCCCAACUGCACCAAAAGUUCCUCCUCAUCUUCAUCAACACAACCUCUGCAGGACAGAGGUGCCAUUUCAAAGGUCACAGGCCCCAUUGCAUGGACAUCUUUGACACAAGUGGAAUGUCUGGACAGUCCCUCAGUGCAAUGCAAGCGUAAGAAAGAACCUGGGCCAUUGAAUGGUCUGCAGUCUCAGACCCUACCACGUGCAGCCAGCUGCCCCACCCAGGAUACCAGUCAGGCUCACUUCCAUGGUAGCUAUGGCUUUGGUAGUACGGAUACCCGAGGAGUCACCAGGAGUCAUGUGUGCGGGCAGAUGAUUCCACUGCCUGGGGCAGAUGGAGACGUGAAAGCCCGACUGCAGGCCAUGGAGACUCUCAUCAGCUCAAGCCAGGAGACCAUUAAAGUGCUGCUGGGGGUCAUUCAGGAACUAGAGAAAGGAGAGGCACAGCGAGAAGGCCGACUAUCAUACCGAACAGGGCAGGAUACAGCCAACUGUGACACGUGCCGCAAUAGUGCCUGCAUCAUCUACAGUGUGGAGCUGGACUUUAAGUUGCAAGAGGAUAAGCUCCAGCCACUGAUGAAAAGACUGUGUCCAGCAGUAGACCCGCCCUACCCUUCUCUGCCUUAUACGCAUGAAGUGUACACUUCCACCCCCAAGCGCAAGUCAAAGGCUGAAGCCAAGAAGCAUGCACGCUGGAGACUCUGGUUUCUCUGAAUCGAGGCUUUCACCUCUUUCUUAUUUCCAGCAUUCAUGCGCCAUAAUGCCACAAGAACAUCCAGAGCCCAAUCUGUCAAAAUCUGCACUAAUACACAGAAAUACCACAAUCCAGUGUUUGGAGGUUGCAGCACUUGGGUUGCAUUUAGACAUUGGAUUUUAAUGGGGAUUUGCAUUUGUUUUCAUUCUGUCAUCUUUAAUAACGGUCUGGAAUCAUGUUUAUCAAAAGUUUUUUUUUUUUUAAAUAUAUAAAGUUACAUGUGAUGAGUAUGGUAAUGAUAGCCAGCAAUUUGGAUAGCAGAGACUAGGGCUGCUCCAAAAAAUCUCUACUUUUCUUGUCCUAACUCUGUCUACUUCUGCAGGGGCUCUAUAGAGUGGAACAAAUAACCUUCAUAAGUAGUUCACCAUAAUUCUACUUUGGACAGUCAUCUAAGACAUCUAGUCAGGAAAGCACAAACUUUGGGAAAAAUAUAAUGAAUGUUCAAUCUAAAGUUUUCUUUCUUUCUUUCUUUCUCUCUUCCUUUCUUUCUUUCUUUCUUUCUCUUUCUUUCUUUCUUUCUUUCUUUCAUUUAUUGAAAUUGUUCAUAUUUUUAGUUGUUUUGAAAGAUUUUGUGUAAAUGCAGAAUUAAUUGACUGCAUGCACAAUACAUGGCUUUAUACAUGAGUACUUUAGUUCAUAGCUAACUUUAUAUAGCUUCCGUUACAAAUGUCGAGACUUUUAUGUUUAUAAUUAGAUGUUGGGGAGUUGGCUGUUGAGAAGUAAUUAUGUCAGUAGUUUGUAAUAUUCUGUGAGCUCAAGAGGAACUGACUUUCUCAAAAAACAUUUUCUAUAAAUUGUACUGACUUUUGAUUUCAACAGUAGUCUGUCUUUCAUACUGAACAACAUCGAUGGUAGUGUGGCCGAGGAUUGUCCAAACAUUAUUGUAUGAAUUAUUGUAUGUUUUCAGGCGAAUUUACAUGGUAUUUUCUACAAUUAACGUCAAACACUGGGAUAAAAACACAAACACUGGAACGGUACCUGCUUAUUUGUGUACAAACUCAAAACCUGAAAUCCCUCAAGACCUAAAAAGUGAAACAAGACAGACAAAAAGGGCUAUGUAAAUAUCGUAUUUAUAUCAAUUUAAGCAGUUAUUAAUUGUCAGCUUUGUAUUAGCUACUUGAGAAAAGUCGACUUCCCUCAAGCCAUUACAUAGCCUACAUCUACUUCAAUGCUAAAUGCAGUAUAUUGUUAGGAACCAAUCACUUGAUGUCUAGACAUCGGUCAAACCAUAUAUUUUUUAUAAUUCAUACACAUAUUAGUUUAGAUUUACAGUUGAAUUGCACAGUGUGGACUAGCUGUAAGUGUAGCAUAAUGAGACACAGAUGCAUUGCUUAACCUUUGAGAAAGUGCAAUUGAUUUAUAUUGUGCAAUAUUCUACAUUUUAUACUCUUUCUAC
Hemibagrus wyckioides is the source of this 12090-nucleotide messenger RNA. RefSeq names its product inhibitory synaptic factor 2Ab (gene insyn2ab). The coding region runs from base 9281 to 10654 and encodes 457 amino acids. Lineage: Eukaryota; Metazoa; Chordata; Actinopteri; Siluriformes; Bagridae. The transcript has 4 exons. Gene Ontology annotation, cellular component: postsynaptic density. The record is from RefSeq and is a predicted model, not a curated record. Gene Ontology annotation, biological process: inhibitory postsynaptic potential.